Neofelis nebulosa (Clouded leopard) is the source of this 1395-nucleotide messenger RNA. It is a transcript of the gene RPL7, whose product is annotated as ribosomal protein L7. Gene Ontology annotation, cellular component: cytosolic large ribosomal subunit. Gene Ontology annotation, molecular function: RNA binding; structural constituent of ribosome. Bases 123 to 869 code for a protein of 248 amino acids. Lineage: Eukaryota; Metazoa; Chordata; Mammalia; Carnivora; Felidae. Gene Ontology annotation, biological process: maturation of LSU-rRNA from tricistronic rRNA transcript (SSU-rRNA, 5.8S rRNA, LSU-rRNA). The transcript is spliced from 7 exons. The record is from RefSeq and is a predicted model, not a curated record.
UUCUCAGUUCCGAGUUCUUUUCUGGCUUAUCCUGGGACACCUCUGAGUUGUGGGGCUUCGCUCUUGUCGUCUUUAAGUGGACAGCGCGCAUGCGCUAACUUCCUCUUUUUCCGGCUGGAACCAUGGAGGGUGCAGAAGAGAAGAAAAAGAAGGUUCCUGCUGUGCCAGAAACUCUCAAGAAAAAGCGAAGGAAUUUCGCAGAGUUGAAGAUCAAGCGUCUGAGAAAGAAAUUUGCCCAAAAAAUGCUUCGAAAGGCAAGGAGGAAGCUUAUUUAUGAAAAAGCUAAGCAUUACCACAAGGAAUACAGGCAGAUGUACAGAACUGAGAUCCGCAUGGCUAGAAUGGCAAGAAAAGCUGGCAACUUCUACGUACCUGCAGAACCCAAAUUGGCAUUUGUCAUCAGGAUCCGAGGUAUCAAUGGUGUGAGCCCAAAGGUUCGAAAGGUGUUGCAGCUUCUUCGCCUUCGCCAGAUCUUCAACGGCACCUUUGUUAAGCUCAACAAGGCUUCAGUUAACAUGCUAAGGAUUGUGGAACCAUAUAUCGCAUGGGGGUACCCAAACCUGAAGUCAGUGAAUGAAUUGAUCUACAAGCGUGGUUAUGGCAAAAUCAACAAGAAGCGAAUUGCCCUGACAGAUAACACAUUGAUCGCUCGAUCUCUUGGUAAAUAUGGCAUCAUUUGCAUGGAGGAUCUGAUUCAUGAGAUCUACACUGUUGGAAAACGUUUCAAAGAAGCAAACAACUUUUUAUGGCCCUUCAAGUUAUCUUCUCCACGAGGGGGAAUGAAGAAGAAGACCACCCAUUUUGUAGAAGGUGGAGAUGCUGGCAACAGGGAAGACCAGAUCAAUAGGCUUAUUAGAAGAAUGAACUAAGGUAUCCACCAUGAUUAUUUUUGUAAUCUGGUCAGUUAAUAAACGACUACUUUCAAAUUAAAAUGUGUUGUUGUGACUUUUUGCUAGACUCUGCUGUCCUUUAACUAUUGGGACAAAUCUUGAUGUGUGAUAAGAGUAGGCCGUCUUUUUCUUAAACUUUUAAAAUUUUUAUUUAUUUUGAGAGAGAAUCCCAAGCAGGCUCCAGGGAUCGAAUGAACUGUGCCAAGUUUUGCCUUUGUGUACAAAACUGGGGUCUGGUUUGUAUUUUGGUGGAAAACAUUCCUUGGGUUUAUUAAAAACUCUCUUGUGGAAAAAAAAAAUCUUUUCACUUUUUUUUUUUUUUUUUUAAUUUUUCACUUUUCAGUUGUGCCACUGAGUUAGCUAAGAUGGGUCUGUUCUAAGAAAGCCUGUUUCAUAGACUUACGUGCAUGAUUUAUAGGUAAGGUAAAAAAAAAUGAAUUAUACUGUUGAUGAAAUUCCAUCUGCUGAGACUUAGUUUUUCUAUAAAGUACUGUGUGAACAUGUU